AUGACCCUAUUUGUUCGCCCUCUAGAGGCAGAAGCUGCGUUCGGAAUGGAGCUUUUUGGCGGCUAUGUUUGGAUGAAAGUGAAAAUUCCAUUUCCGAUGCUUGAAAAGCUUGCAGCCACCUUAGGUUUGUUGGAGACUGAACCACUGCAAGCAAGAGAUGAAGAUGCAGUAGCCAGUGCUGACUUUUCUAGCAUGCUAUCAGAGGAGGAAAAAGAAGAGCUAAAGGCAGAAUUAGUUCAGCUAGAAGACGAAAUUACAACUUUACGACAAGUCUUAUCAGCGAAAGAAAGGCAUCUGGUUGAGAUAAAACAAAAACUCGGCAUGAACCUAAUGAAUGAAUUAAAACAGAACUUCAGUAAAAGCUGGCAUGACAUGCAAACUACUACUGCCUACAAGAAAACACAAGAAACCCUGAGUCAUGCAGGGCAGAAGGCAACUGCAGCAUUCAGCAAUGUUGGGACCGCCAUCAGCAAGAAGUUUGGGGACAUGAGAUCUCACUCUAUUGGCUACUCCAUUCGCCAUUCCAUAAGUAUGCCUGCUAUGAGGAAUUCUCCUACUUUCAAAUCAUUUGAGGAGAGGGUUGAGACAACUGUCACAAGCCUUAAGACGAAAGUAGGCGGGACAAACCACAGCGGAGGCAGUUUUGAAGAGGUGCUCAGCUCCACGGCCCACGCCAGCGCCCAGAGCUCCGCUGGAGGCCCCCGGCGGGUUGAGGAGGAAGGGGAGCUGCAGUGCUAG
Trichechus manatus latirostris (Florida manatee) is the source of this 738-nucleotide messenger RNA. RefSeq names its product TPD52 like 1 (gene TPD52L1). Gene Ontology annotation, cellular component: cytoplasm. Bases 1 to 738 code for a protein of 245 amino acids. Gene Ontology annotation, biological process: positive regulation of MAP kinase activity; positive regulation of apoptotic signaling pathway. Lineage: Eukaryota; Metazoa; Chordata; Mammalia; Sirenia; Trichechidae. The transcript has 9 exons. The record is from RefSeq and is a predicted model, not a curated record.